UUGUCCUAUUUCAAGCUUCAUUUUCUCGGACUAUUAUUCUGAAAUGACAUUGAAACAUGUAGAAUGUAGAAACUGAUAUGGUAAUCUUAAUCAGGUGCACUUUGUGCUUAGCAACACUAGAUAUGCAAAUGCAUAAAAACAAUAAUACAUUUUUAUAUAUUGAUUUUUGAUAUCUUUUGUCAUUUCUGGGUUUCACUUAAAUCUAGGUAUAAAUAGUAGUAAUCAAGCCACUACCGUGACAGUGAUAUAAUUUAAACACAGCUUUCAAUUUCCUAUUUUAUUUUAUAUAGAAAUCAUUUAAAAUGUAUUCUUGUGCACAUUGUGACAGGGUUUUUAGGGCAAAUGAGCAUAUGGAGCAGCAUAUUGACGACAAACAUUAUUUUGAAUGCAAUUACUGUGAUGAUUACUUUGCAUCUAUUGAAGAAAGAGACGAUCAUGAUAGACAGGUUCAUCUAACAUUUGAGUGUCCACAUUGUGAUAGACUUUUCAGAGCAGAAGAGCAUAUGGAGCAGCAUAUUGAUGACAAACAUUAUUUUGAAUGCGAUUACUGUGACAAUUACUUCAUAUCUGCCGAAGAAAGAGAUGAUCAUGAUAGACAGGUCCAUCUAACAUUCGAGUGUCCACAUUGUGAUAGACUUUUUAGGGCAGAAGAGGAUAUGGAGCAGCAUAUUGAUGACAAACAUUAUUUUGAAUGCAAUUACUGUGAUGAUUCCUUCAUAUCUGCUGAGGAAAGAAACAUCCACGAUAGACAGGUACAUCUAACAUUUGAGUGUCCACAUUGUGAUAGACUUUUCAGGGCAAAUGAACAUAUGGAGCAGCAUAUUGAUGACAAACAUUAUUUUGAAUGUGAUUACUGUGAUGAUUACUUCAUAUCUGCCGAAGAAAGAGAUGAUCAUGAUAGACAGGUCCAUCUAACAUUCGAGUGUCCACAUUGUGAUAGACUUUUUAGGGCAGAAGAGGAUAUGGAGCAGCAUAUUGAUGACACACAUUAUUUUGAAUGUGAUUACUGUGAUGAUUCCUUCAUAUCUGCUGAGGAAAGAAACAUCCAUGAUAGACAGGUACAUCUAACAUUUGAGUGUCCACAUUGUGAUAGACUUUUCAGGGCAAAUGAACAUAUGGAGCAGCAUAUUGAUGACAAACAUUAUUUUGAAUGUGAUUACUGUGAUGAUUACUUUGCAACUGUUGAAGAAAGAGACUUUCAUGAUAGACAGGAACAUCUAAAAUUCAAGUGUCCACAUUGUGAUCGACUUUUCAGAGCAAAUGAGCAUAUGCAGCAGCAUAUGUUUUCCAAACAUUAUUAAUUAUUGAACACUAUUAAAUUCUAAAUUUUUAGCAGUUUAUAAUUUCGUUUAUUAAAUAUUUAUGUUAGUAAUGGUAGUUUUACAUAAUCUUGGGAUUUAGUUUAGUUGCGCUUUUGUUUAUUGAAAUUUACUAUUUUAGUUGGGAACAAGCCACAAACUUACUUUGAAAUUAAGUGUAUUUGAUGUUUGCAAAUCGUUAUCAAAAUACCAAUUUUGAUUUUCAGAAGUGGAAAUCAUUGAAAUCAAAACAUCGAAUAAACAAUUUUAAAGUAAAAUUAUGGCUCAUUCCCAAUUAAAAUAGUAACGUGCAUUGAGAGACCACAAGAAAAUAGCUUCAGAACAAUAUUUAUUGAAAUAUUAGUAUAUGUAUUUUAUGGUGCUAAUAAAUAAUAGUUUUUUAUCCUU
Diabrotica virgifera virgifera (western corn rootworm) is the source of this 1706-nucleotide messenger RNA. Its product is annotated as zinc finger protein 425-like. The record is from RefSeq and is a predicted model, not a curated record. Gene Ontology annotation, biological process: regulation of transcription by RNA polymerase II. Bases 303 to 1301 code for a protein of 332 amino acids. Gene Ontology annotation, cellular component: nucleus; chromosome. Lineage: Eukaryota; Metazoa; Arthropoda; Insecta; Coleoptera; Chrysomelidae. Gene Ontology annotation, molecular function: chromatin insulator sequence binding; RNA polymerase II cis-regulatory region sequence-specific DNA binding; DNA-binding transcription factor activity, RNA polymerase II-specific. The transcript has 2 exons.